This is a messenger RNA of Arctia plantaginis, 1113 nucleotides long. The record is from the annotation of a GenBank genome assembly. NCBI's taxonomy places the organism in Eukaryota, Metazoa, Arthropoda, Insecta, Lepidoptera, Erebidae.
AUGGCAGAUCCUAAAUACGAGAAUCUCCCUGGCAUAGCAUACGAUCAGCCUGAUGUAUAUGAAACCGGUGACUUACCGGAAGCAGACCAGCCAGAUCCUAUAGAGGAAGAGGAUAACGAGAAUAUUGAACAAUUACAUUUAUCUGUAAAGGACUCAUUUAAUAAGUUUAAAGGGAAAUUUUUAACUGGCACUGUAGAUUUUUCCGAUAGACUCAGCAGAAAAUCGCGUAUUGGAUACAGGGCAGGGGAAUGGGAAUUGGCAGCUGAGGGUGAACCAGAAACAGCCCUGGAGCGCUACAACAGGUUGCGCUGCGAAUUUUCUGAAUUAUUAGAACAAGUUACUGAACAGCAAAAUAAAGCUACAGAAAGUGAAAAGGAGGAGUACACAAAACUCGCAGUUCAAAUAAACUCAACAAAGAAACUGCUUGAAGAGUUAAAACUGGAAGAAGGCGAGCAAAUUGAUCCUAAGGCUGAAAAAUUAAAGGAGUAUUUAUCAAGUAAUGGCAAAAGGAAGCAGGGAGAAAUGGUAACUGCACAUUUGAAACUGAAACCUGAAGUGAACUUAGCGUAUACUACACGGGUAGCACAGCUUGAACACAGGUUACAUAAAUUGGAGCAGGCAGCUGGUGUUCGGGAUGAGGAGGCUUUCAGGAGAUUACAGGCAGCUACUGGACAGGCGACAUUAUGUGGCGCGGCCGCAUCUCUUGCAGCGCAGGCGGCGCUUCUGCGGCCCGGCGAGUUGGCUGCGGCUGACGCACGCGUCACAGCGCUCAGGGCCAACGUGGACGCGCUUAAAGUUAGCGUCAAACCUGCCGAUCCUGAUCUAGACGCUAAGGUGAACGAGUUAUACAAGUUAUUGAAACAAAUUGAUGGUAUUUCACAUUCUGAGAUAUUGGAACGUAUGGAAGCACUCGAAGCACUCCACCAUCAAGCAUGCAACUUUGGCAAAUCUCUGACGGAACUGGAAACCUUACAAACAACAAUAGCAAGCGGUGUUCAGAACAACAAAGAGUUACUCCAGGGCGUGCAAGAAGUGUUCGCCCACAACGUUGACAGUCUCCAGAAGGAAAUAAAGAAACUGGAUGACAGGAUCGGUAAACUGGCUGCCGCGUGA